UUAUUAUUUUCAUUUUUUGCUUUUUUCUUCCUUCGCCCUCUCGAUGCUUCCGCGGACGCCGCGAGCUCCGACGGCGGCGUGGGCGGUGGCAUGGCGAGCUCUGACGCGGUGAAGCUGUUUGGUAGGCGGGUGAAGUCCUUCGAGCGCGUGGCGCUUUGGGGGAUGUUAUUCGCGAGCUUCUCCCUCAUCGCCGUUUUUCUGCUUCGUUUCGCGCGCUCCGAUCACUACGGUCUCGUGCGGGGCGAGAGCGUGGCGGCGGCGGCUGGCGGCGACGGUAGCGGCUGGAAGUGCGAUUGGUUCGAGGGGGAGUGGGUGUGGGACGAAGACUACCCCCUCUACGACUCGGCCGCCUGCCCGUUCUUGGACGACGGAUUCCGCUGCUCUGAGAACGGGAGGCCCGACCGGAUGUACACCAAGUGGCGGUGGCAGCCCACUCGCUGCCAUCUCCCAAGAUUUGAUUCCAAAACUAUGCUGGAGAAGCUAAGGAACCGAAGACUAGUUUUUGUGGGUGAUUCAAUUGGAAGAAAUCAGUGGGAGUCUCUCUUGUGCAUGCUCUCGAUGGCUGUUCCAAACAAGAGCUCAAUCUAUGAAGUAAACAGAAGCCCGAUAACGAAGCAUACAGGCUUCCUAGUGUUUAAAUUUGAGGAUUACAACUGCACCGUGGAGUAUUAUAGAUCACCAUUUCUCGUGCCAAGGACUCGUGCUCCGGUUGGCACGGCCGGAAAAGUGAAGACCACGCUGAGACUGGAUGUGUUGGAUUGGACAUCAAAUAGAUGGAAGGAUGCCAACAUUCUUGUCUUCAACACUGGGCACUGGUGGAACUAUGAGAAGACGAUAAGAGAGGGUUGCUAUUUUCGAGAAGGAAAUCAAGUGAAGAUGAAUAUGAGUGUGGAUGAUGCUUAUCAGAUGACAAUUCAGACUUUGUUUCAGUGGAUUCGCAAAGAAGUCAAUAGAAGUAAGACACAAGUCAUGUUUCGAACAUAUGCUCCGGUUCAUUUCAGAGGUGGUAACUGGAGAACAGGAGGGAAUUGCCACUUAGAAACUCUACCAGAGUCAGGACACCAGCUAUCACUGAAACCAUGGCUACAUUUCCUGAAACCAUUUCAGAAUGUGAUGCCGAAGAAUUCUACCGCGACCGAACUAGAACUCGAGCUACUCAAUGUGACACGAAUGACAGUCCCAAGAAAAGAUGGGCAUUUAUCGAUCUAUUACCUCAGUUCUUCUCGGCCACCUCUUCACAGGCAGGACUGCAGCCACUGGUGCUUACCUGGUGUCCCAGAUGCUUGGAAUGAGCUGCUUUACGCGCUCUUUGUGCGACGGGAAUCCUUGUAUCGUGACCACGCAACUAUUGUUGGGAACUCCAGAGUAAAGCUAAGAAUGUAAAGCUCUUCAACCCAUCUUUUGUUCACUCAAUGAAGACGUGGAUGCGAUCAUGAAGCUCAACGACCAUCGCAAUUUUGAGCUAUGUUCGAGUUAUGAGGAGGUUUGAUAAUAAGAAUGUAAAGCUCUUCAAACCAUCUUUUUGUUGUUAUCUAGUAGAAUCAAAGGUAAAAUAGCAUUAUUACUUGUAAAUAGGCAAGCAAUAUUCCUCAUUUACUUGUAAAGACACCUCAAACUCUCCAUGUUAACUAUUUAGUUUGAAUCUCGUUGUUUUUUUA
Zingiber officinale is the source of this 1658-nucleotide messenger RNA. RefSeq names its product protein trichome birefringence-like 10. The record is from RefSeq and is a predicted model, not a curated record. The transcript has 4 exons. Bases 91 to 1383 code for a protein of 430 amino acids. Gene Ontology annotation, molecular function: O-acetyltransferase activity. Lineage: Eukaryota; Viridiplantae; Streptophyta; Magnoliopsida; Zingiberales; Zingiberaceae. Gene Ontology annotation, cellular component: Golgi apparatus.